Molecule: messenger RNA, 6476 nt
Organism: Schistosoma haematobium
Lineage: Eukaryota; Metazoa; Platyhelminthes; Trematoda; Strigeidida; Schistosomatidae
Exons: 3
Coding region: 4070-4525 (151 amino acids)
Biological process (GO): regulation of DNA-templated transcription
Molecular function (GO): DNA binding; DNA-binding transcription factor activity
Source: RefSeq, a predicted model, not a curated record
GAUUAGCUAAAGCAUGUGGUCAGACUGCUAGCAUUCGCAAGAUUUCACUAAUAUGGAACAGUAUCUUAAGAUCAAGAAACUAGAGUCAGGAAAAUACCGUAUUGAUUUACAUUAUCUCGUCACAUAGGCAUUAGAUGUGAGCGGGUAUUCUGAAAAGACAAGGUUAUCCGUUCGUCAUUUUCGUGCAGUAAGGUUAGUUUGUUUAUACCGUAAGUAUUUAUAACGAAGUUAGAAAUAGUCUGGGGGAGUUAGCUGAAAAAAUUUUUAGCCUUGAAAGUACAGGUUUUGUUAUCAGGAGGAUGUUUCCGGGCACUAUUCGGGCAAAAUAGAUCCGAACCACACAGUUGUCACGGAAGAAGUUAAAUCGUUUAUGGUUAUAAAUACAAAGGAAAUAAAUGUAUGCACUGUGUUAGAAUACUGAAAACCGUAUUGUCGAGAUGAAGGUUGUGAAGCUGAUUUAUUUACGGGUUUAAUUAGAAAAUUAUUUUUCAUUCGAAAGCUGGAAUUUUAAAUCAGUCUAUUAUGGGCUAGUCAUGAUGUUUAUCGGGGCUUAAUGUGUUGAUUUGUGGUUGUAUGGUCAACAACUAACCACCUCUCUUAAUGACCCACCGUUUCAAGUUCUGUGAAUGUUUAUACGAGAACUAAUUUUCACGUCUUCGCCUAAGUUAACGUGUUAUCUGGUGUGAUUUCAUUAUGAACAAUUGUAUCUAAAGUACUUCUACAAGACUGGCAGGAUUCCAACCCUGUACUCACCCUGGUUGGUGAGCAGAUAGAAGUAGUCGAGUAGUUCGUGCAUCUGGGUAGCUGCAUAAGUGCUGGUGGUGGCGUGAGUGAUGAGAUCAAUGCACGUAUAGUGAAAGCCAGAGCGGCUUAUGCCAAUCUGGGCCACCUUUGGCGCCUUGGUGAUGUUAGUCUGGCUGUAAAAGGUCGGAUCUACAACGCGUCGGUGGGAGCAGUUUUGCUCUAUGCUUGUGAAACCUGGCCUCUCCGUGUUGAGGACAUUAGACGACUCUGUGUUCGAUCAUCGCUGUCUCCGAAGGAUUGCUGACAUUCAGUGGCAACACCAUGUCAGUAAUGCAGAGGUUCGGCAUCGUGUGUUCGGGCACAGAGAUGAUAAUUCAAUUGGUGUCACCAUGUUGAAACACCGACUUCGGUGGCUUGGACAUAUUCUCCGAAUGUCGUCCCAGAGAAUUCCACGUCGUGCAUUAUUUGCCGACUCUGGGACUGGUUGGAAGAAGCGGAGAGGUGGUCAGUGCAUGACAUGGUGUCGUGGCAUGAAAGAAGGCUGCAAAGGACUGGCUUCUGUUGGUCCUUCACGACUCCCUGGUUGGGGUCCGAGAGAUGGUGCUACACAGUAGCUAGAGACGUUAUCAGAUAUGGCUCAGAAUAGAAGCCAAUGGCGAUCCUGCUGUAAACUUCUUUUAUUUUCUUCAUAAAAAGUGGUUGUGUCUCCCUUAACUGAAAGAUUUCCUCCGAUUGUACCUUUCCGUUCUCUCAUUACUACCACACUACCUUACACCAAUCUCUUCAUUAUUGUUCUUUUUUUUACGCUCCUUACCUUUUUUCCUUUUCUCUUCGAAUUCUCAUUGUUUUGUGCGGCGCAUAUAUAUUGGCGCUCUCUUGUACCAAUAUUCAUGUGUUCAAAUAAAUAAAUAAUCUAAAGUUUUUGAGGACUUGUAUAUUAUUUUUCAAUAAACAUAGGUCUCUAGACCCCCCUUAGAUAUUCGACGUGAUUUAACUAGUGACCAUCGCUUAUAACUAUUAAACCUCACAUUUAAUUUGAUUUGUGCUCCUACUCAUGAGAGGAUAACGAAAUAUGAGAUUGGGCUAAACAGAAUUUACUGACAGAAAGCACCUCAAGAUUUAGAAUCUGCCACAUCCUAGAUUCUGAUGGAUCAACUAAUCUGACUUCAGUUUAGUCUCGGCAUGAAGAGUCACUUCUCCAAUUGAUACAGUGAGUUCUGAACGAAAAGUGGUGUAGGAUCGAAUUUUACUUGUCCUUACUGCCUUAAAAAAUAUAUAAUUCUAUACAGUUUACACUUAAUGCAUUAUUUCUUGACUACUGAUUAUUUCCAUUGUUCAAGAACUACUAUGAGUUUAAAUUUAACGGAUGAUGAGCUAGUGGACAUGACAACAGCUGAUCUUCGAUUGCUGCUAGAAAAAAAACGUUUAACAAUUGAGGAACACAAAGAACUUCGUAGUCGGAGACGUCGUUUGCAAAAUCGAAAAUACGCACGCAAAUGUGCUAGCAAAAAGCAGUCCGAAGUGGAAAACUUAGCCACCCAGGUGAAGGAAGAGGUCGUUGAAAUCCAGGUAGGCUAUUUGUAAUCUAUGUUUUUUCGCACAAUUUAUAGACCAACUUCCAAAAUAGGCUCCAUGUCUUGACAUCCCGAUAGUUUCGUAAGUAUCAUAACGCAGGUGACAUUUAGGCACAAGUAUCAAACAGAUACGCGUGCUUGGUCUACAGCAUCCAAAUUAGUGGUAUUUGUAUCGUGUAUGUAUCAGGCUGAAUCCAAGUCUAGUAAUAAAGAGACAUAAUUUUGACGGUUAUCUACUCAUAAUAUUGAUUCUUUUAGUGAUUUAUGGCUCUUGAGUUGAAGGCUUCCUGUUUUUUAUAUGUCAUUUGAACUCAUUGGGUACUGAGCUGGCAUUUUAUUCAUCUUGUACACUCUUUCUUUGAUGGCUUUACAUUUACUGACUUAUUUAUUAAGUAACAAUCUGUUAUUGGUUAUUUGCUAUGGAUCCGAGUCAUACAAAUCAUUUUAUUUUGUUUUUAUUUAUUGGAGAAUCACGCAUGACUACGCAUAUUUGAAUGUUUUUGUUGUCUGUUGAUAAAUGUGCACUUUGAUAACAGUGAGCAACAUAAGACAAUAAUUUCUGUACUAAAUGAUAAGGCCAUGUACCCCAUCUAACUGUUUUUCAAAAAUGUCGUUAAGUUAGAUGGACAGUAGUUUUUCUAAGUGUAAUACAAUAUGGAAAGUCUUAUUCUAUGUAAAAAUAACUCUGGUUUACUUUUUUAAAUAUAUUUUAUAUGGUGUAGUUAAGAAAGGUAGGCUAAAAUGUUUCCUCGUUCUACGAAAAGUUUGCUUUUUUAACACAUAGAUAUUGGUACAAGGAGACACCAAAUACAUAUACGCCACACAAAUCUUAUUCGAUAUGUGUGAGGGCUGUGAUACUGCCCGGGUGCCCAAACCGAAGCAGGUGGUUUUCUUAGGGGGCCACUCCCCGAGCCUUUGACCUAAAGGUCUGACCCACAAGGCAGUGGAGCAUCGUAAGGAGAAACAGUCCCAUGGUAGCCGGCGAACAAAAAUUGGUUCAUACGCCAUUUGUUCCCUCAGGAUACCGGAGCUCAUGUGCACCAUUGGUUUGGGAUCCGGUUAAAGCGCCGGACAUUCGCUUUUCGUCCUCUCAAUUUCGUAAACAACACCCGUGGUACGAGAAGGCAGUGAGUAGGACGUCCCUGGCAGAGGCUACGAAAAGUUAGUGCAUAAAGAAAAAAAAGAACUAAUUCAUUCGCCAGUUACUUGUGUAUGAGCCACAUUGUAAAUGUGAGGGCUAGCGAUACUAUACGGUGCUCCAAACUGAAGUGAAACAGGGUUCAAAACCAAGACUUAAUAGCUGAGAGUCGAACACAAGUAUGUUGAUUAUAUCAUCCAUUUUUACAUAUCCCUUCCAAACGGCACUAAUCCUAAACAAAUCAGUAGGCAAUUAUCAUGGGAAAUAAAAUUAUUCGAAAAUAAGUGGUAAGUUUUAGACGAAAAAUACUAAUAAUAAGACUAAACUAUUGUGAUAUUCAGAAUUUAGCGCAAGAUGAAGUAUGGAUAUAUCUACACUUUUGUGUUUUUUGUCAAGGUAAUAUAACUCAGUUCAAAAGCUUUAUCAAUGAAGCCCACAUUUCCAUACACGAUUCAAACCACGGUCAGUGUACAUUUCCUUGUGGAUCAGUUUUCUUUGUAAUGAUUUUCGUUGCUUUCUUUGUAUUUAACAAAUCUCAUUUUAGGCUCUGAGAACUCAGUUAUCACGAACCAACUUGGCGACAAAACACUUGGAACACCAAUUACGCCGCAUAAUGGAAUUCAAGGAAAAGUGUCUCAAUAAUGAAAGUAAUGGAUUUCAGAUAAAGACAGUCCGCAUGUUGAAUUCUAACGGUCAACCUGCUGGAUUUGCUUACAUUAAUUCGACGUUCUCUUCUAAUUUUAUGGGACCUAAGAUUCAUGAAGUUGUUCAUCCAACAGAUAAAAAUUGCGAUGUCAUAGAAAUUGCAACUUGUUCAAAGUAUAACCCUCUAUCUUCAGGUUCCCGUAAGUACAAAUUCAGCCUAGAAGAACACCCUUCCAACGUUUAUCCACGUCAAAUACCUACGGUUUCGCAAUUUUCUUCAGGCCUUUGCUUCCCUGGUACAGCUUCACCUGUACGUUUUUCAUGUAACCCUCCUUGUCACUUCAAAAAUCAUCUUCAAAUGCGUCUGGUUAGGCCAGUCGGUGGAGGCUUCGCAUCACACGGCAGAGGCAUGUCUGAAUAUUAAUAUCAGCUCCCACUAUUAUUUCUCUUCAGUUAAAUACAGCACCUCGAAUACUAAUAUCAUAAAUGGAAUAAUUUAUUAGCCCAUAUUCAUGCAUACUUGAGUGAACCCAAGAUUUUCCAUUUUACUGUGAUCAAGUAUUAUUUCCAUUGUUUUCUGUUCAUUGUUUGUUCUAUGUUAAUGCUAAAGUUUUGUGGCUUUGGCUCAUUUAUAAUAAAAACAAGUAUAAAACCGUUUCUUUCAACCUCAUGUUUCAGCGUAAAAAUGAAACUUUUACUACUUAGUUGAUGCUCAGUGUUCUUAUACUCUGGGUUGGAACGUGCUACCAAGAUGAGAAAGAAUGGUUUUAUCUUAUCGAUAUUAAGCUGUGGUUUUUUCUACCAAAGAUAAGCAUUAUUCUUAGCAAAACUUAAUCAAAUAUUUGUGAUCCUUCGUAUAAAUAAUUUUCGCAAUAAAAUAUCUUGAUAAUAUGACACGGAUAUUUACUGAAACCUUGUUUAUCACAAACAAUUAAUUGGUGUAAAAAUAGUAGUACAACCUAUCGGUGACUUAAACCAACAGGUUAGGGAAUGUUAGUCGGUUUCAGGGACAUCUGAAUUGAUAAGCGAUCGCGAACUCACGUAGUCAAAAUCCGAACAGGAUGACGAGCUACGGUAACUUCAAACAUAGACUAACCAGUACUAGGCAGUGAAAGCAAAAGAAAUAGAAAGUCUGGUAGUGUCAGGUAAUAGUGGACAACGUUUCAUCAUUAUUAGUGAAAUAGGUAUAUUUUCGGGUGUUAGUGAGAUAGAUGACAGUUCUAUUUGAUGAAUGUAGAGUCUUCUGAUCGUCUUGAGCAACAAUGUAGUCAUAUUUUUGAUGAGUUUCUCUUCAUCUAAGUGCAAAAUGUUGCUCCAGUAUUGCUCUCACCACCAAUCACAAGGAAUACGUCAUUCCAGUUCCUCACCCAAUACAAGUAUCGUGGAUGUCCGAACAGUUGUGGUGUUUUGGUGUCUGAUGAGAUUACAGGACAUUCAGAAAGCUCGAUGGACUUGUGACAGGGGAGAUGUCCGUCUACCAACCACAGGACAAGUGUACCGUAAAGCAGUUUACUGUGUUAUACUUUAUAGCUGUGAAAUGUAACCUUCAAAAAUAGAUGUUCGUAGGUUACGAUUAUUCGGUCAUAAAUCCCUAAGAAGCAUUGUUCGUAUGUGUUGAGACCACUGGGUUAGCGAUUCUGAGGUUAGACGCAAGAUAUUAGGUAAAAGUGAGAAAUCUCUCGGCGAGGUAGUAAAUCUUCAUCGACUGAGGCAUUCGGAAUAUGGAUUACCUAUGCACAUCUACCGUAUACCACGAUGCGCAAUGCUACAUGAUGUAGGAGCUGCUUACUCUCUUGUUACCUCUCGUAGAGGAGCAUAGGCCGCUCACCGGGAUUCUCCAUCGAGCUCUGUCCUGGCCAUUAUCCCCGGUUGCUAUUUAUUCUCUUGACAUUUGCUUUCAAUCCCCGACGUAAUGUUUUUGUUGGUCUUCCUCUUUUCCGUUUCCCUUCGGGAUUUCAAGUUGUUGCUUGCCUCGUGAUACAGUCAGAUGAUUUCCGCGAUGUACGCCCUGUCCAUCCCCAGCGUCUUGGCCUAAUUUCUCCGUUAUCUGGAAGCUUAUUUGUUCUUUACCACAGUAGGUUGUUGCUGAUGGUAUCUGGUCAAAGGACAUUAAGUAUUUUGCGUAGACAAUUGUCUAUAAGUAUUUGUACCUUUUUGAUGAUUGGAAGAAAGAUAAAGGCGACCAAAAUAAUUAAGACAUGACAGUGUUCAAUGAAGUUGUUAACUUUUACGUAGAGCCAUCUAAGUAGCCUUAUACUAAUCGGUUGACGUCAUCGCCGCUGUCGUAACCGAUGUUUGGAGACUUUGGGUGAUAUACCUCAGCAUCGAUUGUGGUGAACAGUUACAUCCACUCUUUGUUUCCCCGUAGAUCCUUG